Vanessa tameamea is the source of this 4276-nucleotide messenger RNA. RefSeq names its product TELO2-interacting protein 1 homolog (gene Tti1). NCBI's taxonomy places the organism in Eukaryota, Metazoa, Arthropoda, Insecta, Lepidoptera, Nymphalidae. The coding region runs from base 158 to 3700 and encodes 1180 amino acids. Gene Ontology annotation, biological process: chromatin remodeling. The transcript has 17 exons. Gene Ontology annotation, cellular component: cytoplasm. The record is from RefSeq and is a predicted model, not a curated record.
AAUUUUAUUAGUAGUUGUCAGUUUGACAAUAGACAUGAACAAGUAUUUCUCAAAAUGGUUAUUGUUUUGCUGAUUUAAAUCUAAGUAUCUAAAAAAUGAAUUAAAACAUUUCCAUAGUGCGUUACACGUUAAACUCACUCUUAACCUAAACGGCAAGAUGAACGGCCACAUGAAAGAGGCUUUCAGCCGAAUGAAACCACUAUGUGAUUUAAUUAUGGUGAAUCCUUCACCAGAACAUGUAUCAACAUUUGCGGCAAUGGUUUGCGAAUUGAAAAAGGAUUUAUUGCAGGAAUUACAACAGUAUAUGUUGUUCCCUUUCAUAACUCACAUACAGUCUAAAGAGAUUGUAGGAAAAUAUGAAUUACAAAGACUUUUAAUAGAUGGAAUGAAGGUUGUGCUACAAAGAGUUCGAAUAUUUAGUUUUGAAAUGUGUAUGAAAAUUGAAAUGGGACUCCUUGGUCUUGUAUUUGAAAAACCCAAGCCAGGAAUGAUUGCUGAUGUACCAGAGGAAUUGAAACUCAGUGUAAUUCAGUGCUUAACAAUUCUAAUGUUAAACGUAGAUCACCCUACAAGGGUCAAAUUGGUACAAACACAGGUGCCAAUGCUUGCUCAGGCCAUUUUUGUAUCUGUUCACUUGGCUAAACUAGAAAAACUUCGAGUAUUAAGAUUGGCUGCUAUAAACUGUCUUUGUGCACACACAGCUUCACAUCCGCAACUCACAGAUAAAGAUUGUCAUAUAACGGAUCCAGUGCUAGAGACAGCUGUUGUGAAUAUGAUGUCUUGCAUCUUGCCUGGAGUGAUGGCGGCUUUGCAGGAUGUGGCCACUUGUACUGAUAACCCGGGUCACGCUAUUGUUGUGGCGGCCCUAAACGCUACACAUCGUGUGCUUUGUCUCACAAUGCACAACAAACACUUGCCCAAGAAGGACAUCAUAACGGCCGACGACUUUGUCAGUAUGUUGUCAGAUAGGGCCAUGACAGACAAAGAUGUAAGCAGUAAGGAUAUUAUACGAGAUGUAACGUUAAGCGCGAUAAUCGCAUCAAGAGAUUACCAUUCAUUGGCUGAAUUUAUCAGAUCUGGCAGAGAUCUGGAAGCGACAUCACCUAAUGUACCGACUAAUAAACGGGAUAAGGGAAAGGGGUCUAGGGCAAAGAAUAAACGUUACAAUAACGGUAAUAACACCAGAGAUGGGAAUCACAAUAGAGAUGAUAAUGUUGAAAGAGCUUCGGCAACGUUUAAAAACUCAGGAUUGGCACCCAAAGAUAUACCAAAGCGUACCCCAGAGUGGUACGCCAUGGCAGGUGAUAAGUUGACCAUGGUGGUCAAGAGUCUGGUGCCGCUCGUCACUCACGAGCACUACAAAGUCAGGAAAGAACUCGCAGUUCUCUGCUACAGGAUCGUUUCUGAGUGUAGCUCAACUAUGCAGCUCUCCUUAACAAUGGCGCUCGACGUUUUAAUAUCCUUGUCAAACGACCCAUACAAGGAAGUAUCGGAGUACGCAUCUAAUGCCAUAAACUCCUUCUUCAGCUCCCAAUCUGAAACGAGCAAGAUGGAGGCAAUCGAUAGUAUGUGCGAGAACUUUUUCACGACGCUCAACUGUUUGCCGCGAAUAUUGAAUAAUAUAGACUCGAACAGGAAGCUGUCUGCGCUGUACCUGCUGCAAGGCUACCUGCGCGUACUGUGCGGUGGACGACCGCAGCGACUGACGGGUGCGCUCUGCGCCAGCGACGGAUACGACCGGCUGUGUGACGCGCUGCUGUGUGCUGCCUCGCACCACUCGCGACACGACCUGCUCGUGCGACACUCCACGCGCGAUGUAUCCUCUCCUGCUCCCUUGGACGGGCCGUGGCGCCGCUUGCGACAUCUGGACACGCGGGAGUGUGAAUUGAAGCUUCAGGAGGUUUGCCAGAAGCUAGGCGAGGCUGAAUGCGCCGAGCUAUUCCUCGACAGACUUUUGGAACUUUUCCACGAGAGACGAACCUGCGAACUCGUCUACGUCAUCAAUUUCGUCGGUUCGGCUCCAAACUCGUCGCCCAACUUGGCGAAACGCAUCAUAGCGGCGUACACGGAGGAGGACGUGUGGUACCAGCCGCUGGAGGUGGGCAGCGCAGACGCGCCGCUGGAGCCCGCAGACACGCUCGACGCCGACGUGUACAACCCGCGCGCCUGGACCAAGGACAGCGUGCCGGGUCUCUACGAAGGAGCAACAGAAAUUCGCUACACAGAUAUAAGCCUUUCUCAACCGAGAAUCAAGCACGUGGAGCCUAACACGUGUGCUUCUCUCGCGGAGGCGCAGCGGAAUAUGGCCUUCUGUUGUCUCGUCACUGAGGGCCUGGGUCUCAUGGCAAGGCGACUCAAACGGGAUUAUCAACCAUACUUGCUGAAGACAUUAUGUCUGAUAUUGGAACGAGUCGGCAGUCAAUAUCAAUACCUACAUGAAGCUGGUUUAAUGGCCAUCAACAGUGUCGCUUUCGCCUUCGACCACGAAAAGGUGGCGGACCUGAUUGCUGAAAAUGCGGAUUACUUCACGAGUCAAAUUAGUUCUCGGCUCAAAAGGGCCUGGAAUACUGAGUCUGCGCUACAAAUACUGUCGGUCGUGAUGGAAUACAGCGACGAGAGUAUACUGGACUGUCUGUAUGGAAUAGUUGAGGAUGUUCUCGUUCAGAGCUGCGACAAAUACUACGAAAGUUAUCUGUCUUCAUAUUUACAAGUUUUCGAAACUUUCAUAAAAUGCAUUAGAAAUUGGUUUCCCGAAGAGACGAAACCUCAAACGAUUCAAGGGGUCGAUUUGGAAAUCGAUGUCAUAAAGGAAACCAUAGAUUUCGCAAACAAUACCGAGGAAGUGGAGAGAUUGAUGAACACGGAGGAGUUCGAGGCGCAGUCCGGUCGGAGCGUCGAGGAGAUGUACAAGGAAGACCUGAAGAGAAGAGAAGAGGACAUUUUGGACUACGACGAUACCGUCGAAUACGGCAGCGAAGUCGACCCGCAGCACAUCCAGGUUACGGUGACGAUCCUGAGGCGCUGCGUGCACUUCGUGCCGUCGCAGCGCGACACGGCGCUGCAGGCGCUGCGCGUGCUGGCGGGCGGGCUGCCGGCGCUGCGGGCGCGGCCGCACGCGCUGCUGCCGCUGGCGCACGCGCUGUGGCCCGCGCUGGCGGCGCGCGUGCGCGGCGGCGCGCCGGCCGAGCUGCGCGCCGCGCUGCACGUGCUGCUGGCGCUGUCCGCGCUCGCCCGCGACUUCCUGCGCGCGCGCGCCGUGCGCGACGUGCUGCCGCACCUCUACAAGUAUCUGCGCCGGACGGCCAACGACAGCCAUCUCAAGGACACCGGCUCCGCCUACCGCGUAUCUCAGGCGUACUACUUGCAAGUGGCGAUCCUGACCUCGAUGUCGAACUUUGUGAUCGACCUGAUGCUGGACGGAGAGAAUCUCGACGACGCCAUGUCCUGCGCUCAAAUAUAUUUGUCGAAGAAUCAACCGAAGCCCUUGCAGAUGCUGGCCGUGAAAUUUUUCAAAGACAUUCUGAACUACAACUACGGCGCCGCCUGGAACCAUCUGCGCAAGCUCUGCGCUAACGACUGCGUCCUUCAACCCCCCCAUACCAAGUACAUCCGACUAGAGCCCAUCGUAGGAACGCCAUAUGAGACGAUCAACACUAACUACGAUACCAAUGUCAAACUAAUAUUCUAUGUGCAUAAAUAAUUUAAAUAUCAUAAACUGUAGUUUGUUCUUGAUGAUAAGUGUCAUGGUAUAUAAUUGAGCGAUUGAUGUGCUUCUAAACACUUUCCAUUCAAUGGUCGUCGCAUCUUGGCUGUUAUUAUGUAGAUUUCUUUUUUAUAUUCUAAUCCUUUUUUUACGAAAAUUAAGGACGAUCUCAUUAAAAAAUUACAUUCUAUCGAAGUACAUGUCAAAACGCAUAAUAAAUGUUUGAAACAUUGCGCAAAUGUAGAAUAGUAUUAGGUUAUUGUAAUUUCGAAUAAAAUUUAAGCUAAAUUUAAAUUAUCUCAUCGCUGUUAUUAUGAUCUACUAAAUGUGUAAGCGAUGGUUAGGUUCAUGUAAAGAUUUAAAUGUGAAAUAAUAUUAAAACUAUAUUGAUACUGUGUGAGGCGAGGUGUUGAUAUCAAUUUCGUAUAAGGAUUACUCACGGUCUAUAAAAAGCCUAAAACCAGAUUCUAUUAAAAUAUUCAUCAUCCUAGUAUUUAUUAUAUAUGUAUAUAUUAUGAUAAGAUAUAUAUUUUUGAGAGGUGUGUAAAUAAAAGACGAUAUUGGCAGUAUGUA